CCUCGACACCUUGCAAAAGCGCCGCAAAAUUAUCCAAUCGCCAUUCCAUGUGCCCGUACCGGCGACCCUCGAAAUCGCAUGAUUUCGCGCGACGCAAUUAUCCCACCUCGCCAAGCGACCCGUCGCCGUCCCGCUUCAAAAAAUUACCACCGGCCCCCUGGCCGCACCUACACGCGGCAGGGCCCCGCUGCCGCCCGCGCCGAGGCCCCAAUUUCAUUCACACCCCCGCACGGCGAACAGCCCCAAAACCACCAAAAGAACGCAGCCGAGGCAGCCCCUCGCCCUCUAACGAUCCGACGACCCCCCAUUCGGGAUCCCCUUUCUCCCCUCCCUCCCACCCGGCGGCGGCACGCGGCGGCUCAUCCCUCGCCGCAGCCCUGACCCCCGACUACUCCCCAAGCACAAGCACACUGGUGGGCGCCAAAUGGGGUACCUCUCCUGCCGCGCGGACUCGUCCGUGGCGACGUGCCGCUCCAUCACGGCCAUCUCGCCGCUCCCCAUCUCGCGCCGGUUGGGGUCGGGGGGUUGCAGGCCCGCGUUGCCGCCAGCAGCAGCCGAGGCGCCGGCCAUCGAGCGGUUCGCGUACGCGGAGCUGGAGGCGGCCACCUCCCACUUCGCUGAUGCCGCGCUGCUGGGGAGGGGUAGCCACGGGGCCGUCUACAAGGCCGUGCUCCCCUCAGGCCGCGCAGUCGCUGUCAAGCGCCCCUCACCGCGCCGCGCCGAGGUGGACAACGAGAUCCGCAUCCUCUCCUCCGUGCGCGGCCCGCGCCUCGUCAACCUCCUCGGCUUCUCCGACCCCGGCCCCGGCCCCAGCCCCGCCGCGAGCCUGCUUGUUGUUGAGUACAUGCCCAACGGCACGCUCUACGACUUGCUCCACUCCAACCCGCGCCCGCCGGGGUGGCCGCGCCGCCUCCGCCUCGCGCUCCAGACGGCGCGGGCGCUCCGGGGCCUCCACGACGCCGACCCGCCCGUCAUCCACCGCGACGUCAAGUCCGCCAACGUCCUGCUCGACGCCAACCUCGACGCGCGCCUCGGUGACUUCGGCCUCGCCCUCCGCGUACCCAAGAGUAGCAGUAAUGCCGCCGCCGCCACGCCGCCGCCCGCGGGGACGAUGGGCUACCUCGACCCGGCCUACGUCACGCCCGAGAGCCUCAGCACCAAGACGGACGUCUUCAGCUUCGGGAUCCUGCUGCUGGAGAUCAUGAGCGGCCGCAAGGCCAUCGACGUUCAGCACUCGCCGCCGUCCGUGGUCGAGUGGGCGGUCCCAUUGCUACGGAAGGGGAGGGUCGCCUCCCUGUUCGACCCGCGGGUGGCGCCGCCGCGCGACCCGGUCACUCGCAAGGACCUGGCUGCGCUGGCGGCGAGCUGCGUGCGCUCGUGCAGGGACCGGCGGCCAUCCAUGGCCGACAUCGUUGAGCGGCUUGUGGUUCUCAGCAAGGCGGUGUCUACCAAGGUGUGGAACGGGCUCGCCGACGGGCUUGCUGUGGUCGGGAACCCUUGCGCGGUUGUUGAUGUCCAGAAGACCAUCUCAAAUCGAGCUGCCGCCAGCAGAAGAGCUGAAUCGGAGCGGGGGUCGACUUCAGCAUUGGCAUUUGAUGACGAUGACGAGGAGGCGGAUGCAGAGGCCUCGAAGGAUCAGGAGGUGCCAUUGGUGGUGGAUGCCAAGAAACCACCCCGGCCAUUGAAGAAUGGAAUAGUGAUAUCUGAGGCUGGGGCUCGGGAGAGGAGAAACCUCUUGGAGCUGAUGGCUCGGAUUGAUGGUCUUGCUGGCCAAAGAUUUGGCAUUAGUAGAGCAAGAACAGUGCGUGGUGCUAGUGAUCUUAUCGAAAAGGAUGCAGUGUUACUCCUGAGGAGGAACCAAACUGUAAGAGUUAUCGGAUCAGAGGUACUGCCAAAAUCGGAAACUUCUCAUUUUGAUGUGAAGAUCAAACACAAAGCGCAGAAAGAGCAAGAGAAGGCAGGGAAAGUCCAAGACAAGGUGGGGGAAGUCCAAGAGAAAGCAGAGAAAAUCCAAGAGAAUACAGGGCAAAUCCAAGAAAGUUCUGGGAACAUCGUAGACGAAGCAGAUAAAUUGCUAGAAAAGACGGAGGAAAACCUCGGCCAGGAAGAGAAAAUUCAAGCAAAGACAAGGAAAAACUUUGAAAAAGUGGAGAAUGUUCAAGAGAAUGAAGGGAGACUCCAAGGCAAGGCAGAGAAGAUCCAAGAAAAUGCAGAGGAAAUCCAAGACAAAGUAGAUAUAAUCCAUUGCAAGAAUGGGGAGAGUUAAAUUUAUAUGAUUGUUCUUGAGGCCGGCUUAACCAAUUAUUGCCUGGAAGUUUAUCUUGAGGAUAAAGAUCAUGAGAUUAAAUUUUCAAUCUCCAGGUGCUGUGAUGGUUACUGGAGUUUGACCAGAUUGAAUCGUCUGGUCUAGUGGAUUUACCAAUAGGACCUUGAAUUUAGAUCCAAGCAAUAUGAUCCGCCAUUUGGAAUGCCAGCAAUGACAUCAACACCCCAGCUAUUGAAUCCCAGGUGACAGCCAUUGCAACGGGUUACUGGCGAUAUCUCUUAGCGUUAGGAUGGCUGAACGCUGAAUUCUGAACAACAAAGUGCCGUCGAUGUUCGGAUGGUAGAGCAUUGUGGACUUGUUAAUGGAAUUCAGAUUCCAUUUAAGAAAAUGGUAAUCAUUUUGCUGCUUCCGAUCGAAUUAUGCAGAGUUUCAAAAUGACUAUUAGUUGAACUAGAAUGUUGUAGUAUUGCUCCAUUGAUUCGUUUUCCUGUCUGCAUUCAAGAAUCAUCAAAGUGUUCGAUUUGAAUUGUAUGCAGACAGGAUUGUAGCUGUAGUGGAUAUUAAGGAUAUUUAUUUCGACAUUUCCAUCUAAUGGUACAUAAAGAGGACAUGUUCAUGUGCGAUCCUCUACAUACUUCUAUAUA
This is a messenger RNA of Phragmites australis (common reed), 2910 nucleotides long. RefSeq names its product serine/threonine-protein kinase-like protein At3g51990. Gene Ontology annotation, biological process: protein phosphorylation. The record is from RefSeq and is a predicted model, not a curated record. Gene Ontology annotation, molecular function: ATP binding; protein kinase activity. NCBI's taxonomy places the organism in Eukaryota, Viridiplantae, Streptophyta, Magnoliopsida, Poales, Poaceae. Gene Ontology annotation, cellular component: plasma membrane.